Messenger RNA from Lolium perenne, 1729 nucleotides. RefSeq lists its product as uncharacterized. The record is from RefSeq and is a predicted model, not a curated record. Lineage: Eukaryota; Viridiplantae; Streptophyta; Magnoliopsida; Poales; Poaceae.
GGAGCGCAAUUAGACGGCCUGCCCUAGUUUUCGCCUGCAGUUCUUCUCCCCCCCACCCUCGCCGCCUCCCGUCGCGCGCAUCAGGACGGCCGUCUCCCCGACGCCUCUCCGGCUCCCGGCUCCCGGCUCCCGGCUCCGUCCCCACUAGACGUAGGUCAUCAUGGUGCACGUCCCGGAAGUUGUCACAGAUCUGUACUACCAAGUUCCCAAGGCCUGUUUCGUUUCAGGUGUUCCCUUUACCCUGCGAGGUCAUGACGACAAUCGAGUUAUUCCUUCCUUCGAUACGGUUCCAGGUCCCGAUGGGGUUCAGGCAAAGUGGAUUAGGUUCUGCGAUUUUCUUCCGUUCGUUGAUGCUUGCCGGUCUUAUUGGUUGGAGUCCGAGUCCACAGAGCACCCCAUUGACCACCCCCUCUAUGUGUAUGUAAUGCCAUACAGCCCGCUAAGGGAUUCUUAUUAUCUUCACGAGCUCAUACAGAAUGCAGACCCACUUCCGCCUGACGCCUCAGCCAGCGAGCACAUGGCCGUUCAGGCACUGAUCUUGGACCAUGACCAGGAGAGCGCAGCAGCAGACCCACGCCUGAUGCAGGGGGUAGUCGAAGUUGCCGAUGGAGUCACUUUCACCUUUACUGUUGUCAACUAUAGGCUCCUCUUGUCUAAAGCUCAGAUAUUCAGCAUCAUGUCCUAUGUCAGUAAUCCAUUAGAUGAGUGCAUGCGCAGAAUGGAUCUUUGCGCAAAUCUACUGCGUGGCAGCGCACCAGGACCGAGCACUGAGCAGCUUGUUUGCAUUACAGAUGAUGCGAGGCGCCGCCUUGCGGUUGCUCUUCUUGAGGCCUAUGCACAAGGUGACUUAGCUGCAGACCCGCAUGAUGCAAUCUACACCAUGUUUCCAGCGAUGCAUGAUGAAGUCUACCAGGAGCACUGCCAUCACUGCCAGCCACAUCUGUAUCAAGAAGACCCCGCUGCCACUAAUACAAGACUUGAGUUGGCUAUGGAUCAGCUUGGAUCUGAGGAGCAGGACACUCCCGAAGAUUUACCUAUACGCCAGGCUGAAUACAACUUGAUGGACGCAGAAUCAAUUCUGGAAUUUCACGAUUACAACGUGAAUGUCCGUGCAAAGUUCUCCAAUUCCAGGAACAUUGUCGCCACAGCCAUUAAUCCGACUCGGAAUUACAUCAGAGAGUGUGUAAGUUGCCAUACACUUGUAGGAGUGCUUGCUCGUUAUGAAGAUGCCAAUCCUGCCGAGGGUAAUUGAAAUUUGAAGAGCUGACUAAAAGAGGACAGCUUGGGAUGGUCAACUGAUUACUGAGCGUUCACAAGAUCCAGGGAGAAGUGUAGGGAGAAGAAGUGUAGGAAAAGUGCGGGAACACAACUCGUCAAACGAAGCAAACAUAGUUCUCUGUCUUUGAACUUGUUGCGUGUAUUAUCUGAAAAUGCGUAGCUAAGUCGUGCUUGCUUUGCUGAUACGUGUUUCAAAAGUUCUGAACAUGAGUUGCAACAAGAGGAGACUGAGUUUUGUUAGCUUUCAAAGGCAGAGCUCUUUUUUUUUUUUGACUGAACAAUUGAAUGGUGGUUGUCUUCAUUGAUGAUUUUCUACAAAGUUUGACAGCAGUCCUGGUAUGUAGACAUGUGUUAGUUGCUCUUGUAAUCCAUCAAAAUUUACCAUCCACUGUCAUGUCAAAAUACUACUACUAUCAGCAAUGAUUAUCUUAACCCUCGCAUUAGCGAGCUA